Enterobius vermicularis (human pinworm) is the source of this 273-nucleotide messenger RNA. The record is from the annotation of a GenBank genome assembly. NCBI's taxonomy places the organism in Eukaryota, Metazoa, Nematoda, Chromadorea, Rhabditida, Oxyuridae.
AUGGCUGACGCGGCAUUGCUAAAGGAAGUCAACAUUAAAACAGGCAUUGUCAAAAGACUUGUGAAGGAGCUUGCCUGCUACAAGAAGGAGGCAGAAAAGGAAGAGUCUAAGUUAAAGUCUAUGAAAGCAGACCCGAAGGCUGAUGAAUAUCUUGUCAAAAAGCAGGCGGAAGUACUUCAGGACACACGUCAGAUGAUUCCGAACUGUACUCAAAGGGUUGUGAAAGCACUGGAGGAUUUAAAGAAGGUUUCCUUUCUUGAGUUACCUAGUUAA